UAGUCGUCUUACAACUAUCAUUGUGUGGUUACAUGUAGAACAACAUCGAGGAAUAUAAUUUUUUGAGUUCAAGAAAAAAUAAAAUCAACUUAUAAACUACGAAGUUUUACUUUAGUUUUUCACUUUCUUUAAGUUUAAACUUUCAUUUGAUAUAUAAUUUACUUUAAAAAACAUAGUUUUUGAAUUAUUUUGGUGUAAAUAAAAGCAAAGAAGUGGCAUUAUACUGAGUAGAUUUGAGUUAAUUUUUGAGCCUAAGUUGACAUUUUUCGUCCCUCAAUUCUCAAAGUGGUGACGGAAUUGCUUUAUUUUGCUGCAGAGAGGGUCAAAAAUAAACAAAAAGGAAAUGGAGCGCUUUUUUGCUGAUCAAAUGAUCCUGUAGGUGGCGUUUACCAUCAGCUGAAAGUUAAAAAUAAAUAUUUUUGAGAUAAAAAAGAAUGGCAUCAACAAGAGACCGACGUUUAAAAACAGAUUCACCAACUCCAACUAUCCAAUCAAACGAAACAGCAACAACGCCUUCAUCUAAGACAAGUUCUGCUAUCAAAUUAAAGAGAAUGUCUCGUAAUCGUUCAGGAAUAUUGAGCUUGAAGUCGGAAAAUGAAGAUGGCAAUGAUUCAGUAGGAUUGAGUGAAGAAAGUCAGAAUAAUUCGGCAUCAAACGAUAAUUCAAAUGCACCGAAAACUCCAAAUACAAGAAACACAAAACGACAUCCAAAUAAAAAUGAAAAGGAUGAAGAAGCGAAUGGUGAUGCGAAGGAAGCAGAACUGGAAUCAUCAGCUAAAGGCACUGCUAAUGUCGAUACACCAAGAUCUAAAAGACUCACAAAAACACAAAUAUUAAAGAAAAAAGGAGCUGAAUUAGCAUUGGCAAGACGUCAGGCUUUGAUGAAGCGUAAAACACUUCCUUUGCCAAUUAAAUCAUCAUUGCGUAGCAUCCCUCGUCGUUUAAGUUCGAAAGUAAAUGAAAGGCAAGAAGUUCAAGCAUCGGUUAAGAAAACAAAACCUGUACGAAAGACAACAGCAAUUGAAAAGAAGGAAAAUGAUGUGCAAGAAGAUCAAUCUGAGAAGGAAGGUGAUCCAGAAGAAGAAAAGCAAGAAGAAGUUGAGAGUUCUGAGAAGCAAGCUGAAGAAACAAAUGACGCAUCUGAAGCUGUCGAAGUUGUCGUGAAACAAGAAAAAAUUGAUAAAUCAGCAAUUUCAAUUGAUCUUCAGAAUGUCCGACGAAGUACUCGUCAAAGAAAAAGUACAAUUAAGGAUCGUGACAGUCCUUUGACUGCCCGAAGAUCUCAAGUUCGUGAAAAAUCUGAAUCUAAACGCGACUCAAUAUCACCAGCGUUAUCAAACAGCAGCAUCAAAGUUGAGAAAGAAAAUUCGAAAGGAAUUUCCAUCACGGUUGAGCCGUCUGAAGCCACUGAGAAGGAUCCAUCAUUAAGCCCUGAAAUGGUCAGUGAAGAAAUGGACUCGGAAAGCGUCCAACAUUUAUAUGACAAACCUGAUUUCCUUGAGAACAAUUUGGGCAUUGAAAAGGAUCCAAAACUUGGUGAAAUUGUAAAAGUUCAAGAGAAAACAAAAGUCAUUGAUUCGACGACGAUCAAAGAUGAUGAAAAGUUCACUGAAAUAGAUGCUGAGGAAAAAGAUGAAGAGUCAGAGAUGGUGGUCAAUGGUGGUGAGAAAACUGAUGAAAAAGACACAACUGAUGAUGAAACAAAAGCUGAAAUUAAAAUGGAAGAAGAUGGCAAUGAGAAUUCAUCAGCAGCAGCAGAAGAGGCAACUGAAGACAUUAAAGAAGAAGAGCUUGGAGAAGAAAAUAAAGAAAACAACAUGGAAAGCUCAGCGAAGUCUGUUGACAGUGGAUCGCCACGCUCUGAAGAUCGUUUGAAAGUAUUUAACGAAGAGAACGUUCCGAAACUUGAAAAUGUCGACACUGAACUUUUGAAGCAGAAAGAAUCUCAUUUCUUAUCGUUGGGAUUGUUAACGCAUAAAGCUGCAGAUGAAGCUAAAGUUGCUAAACAAAAGCAUAAGGAAGAGCUCGCCAAGGCAGCACAAGCAGCACAAACUGAAAGAACAAAAGCAAAGAAAAACAAUAACAACAAUAACAAUGACCAACAGUAUACCGGCACAUUGAAAACAAUCAUAAAGCUUAAUCGAAAUGAUAAGGAGAAGCGCAAGACAAGAAUGCCGUUGAAGAUGACAUUUCAGAAAAAGAAUCGCGAUCGAGAUUCAAAUGGUUCGUCAAACUCGUCUGAUUCAUUUUACACGAUUCAGGAGAAGGAUGCCAGCUUGUCAUCAGACAGUCACGACCAAGUAGCUCCAAGUAAUGAUCAAAACAAAAAUCAUGAACCAGUUGUAAACAAAGAACUUGAACAAUCCUUAGUAAUCCCGGAAAAGGCGUCAUCGUUUAAAGUGCAUCCAGAACGUUUGUGCAAAGAUCAAUGCUUCUAUUGCGGAGGUAAAUUUGGCUUGUAUGAUACGCCAUGUCACAUCGCUCAAAUAAAAUCGGUCGAUCGACAAAAGAAGAUUCUUGAAAGUGAAGAAAAGUUGACCAAAGAUAGCUGCUUAUGUGACGCAUGUUUUCGUCAUGUAGAUCGUCGUGCCAAUUGUCCAUCCUACAAGAAACGAGUUUCAGCUCCUUCACAAAUGCAAGGUGCAUCUAAUAGCUCUCAACAACAGAACAACUUUGAUCGUACUUUCGGCAUUUGUAAUGUUAUCGAUUGUCAUGAAAAUGCUGUUCACAACAUACGAAAGAAAUGGUUCUUAAAAAUGAAGAAAACUAUUUCGAAAAUCUUUCAUGUCGACAUGGAUCUCCAGCCAACAAAUGCAAAUGUUUCAAUAUGUGAAGAACAUUUUUCUGCUCUCAGUCAUAUCAUGGUUUGUGCCAUGUGCAAGCGAAAAUUGCCAAGAAAUCACAUUUUUUAUAUCAAUCAGGACAUUACACGUCUUGAACACUUAAUAGCUGAACAAGGAAUGCGCAUAAAGCUUGCCAAUUCAACACUCGUUGUAUGUAAACUCUGCUCGUAUUUCAACAAUUUAUUGUUCAAACCACCAGAGCCAAAAACACAGAAAGCUGAUUUUGUUAAGAAUUACACGAAAAAAUUGUUGAAGGAAAAUAGUCUUGAAGCGGAAUAUGCACGACAAGUGAUACAAGUUGAUGACGAUGACGUUCAAGAAGUUCCGAAUCGUAAUGACAACUUAACACUAACAAUUAAGAAUGGAAAAAUUCAACCAAAACGCCACAACGAGAGAUUAAGCAAAGAAGUAACAAUAACGUCAAUGAAGGGCUCAAUCUUGUUAGAUAAUGACGUGAUGGUUGGAUAUGACGUUCCAUUUCCAUUGGAAUGUGAAUCUCCGCCAGCACAUGCGAUAAGAAAUCCAAACUACAAAGGCUCUUCAUCACAAUCACUGCCAAAGUCAAAUAAAGUUCAAGUCGAUCAAAAUCGAAAACGUCGUGAUAUCAAUGACAACAAUGAAAUGGCACGAGCAUUGAAAUCAAAUCCAAAUAUCUCAAUGCGUGAACUCUUUCCUGGUGAAGAUGAGAUGGGAUUGAAUGUUAAUCUACCGCUUAAUACGAGCAACUCUCAACGCACUGCCGAUGGUUGGUUCAAGACUCAAAUGACAGUUCAAUACGAUGAAGUUACAAAAGCAUUGUGGGAGAAUCUUCAACGGCCUUAUGGCAAUCAAUCGAGUUUCUUACGUCACUUAGUACUUCUUGAAAAGUAUUAUCGUAAUGGUGAUCUUGUGUUGUCGCAAUCGGCAUCAAAUUCAGCAGUAACUUACUCAGAAUCAGUGAGAAAUCGUUUACGUUCUUACGACAAUAUCCCAUCGUCAUCACCUGUUCACAGUAAUUUCUCUAACGAGAUAACAAUCAUUCCAGCUUCAAAAGUUAAAUCAAAGACACAAGAACAAGUCACAAUAACACCUCAACCUGGUGGAUCACUUUUGAAGCGAAAAGCUUCGCAAUCAGACAUGUCGAAUAGUUCAAAACAAAAGUUGUUGAAGUCUGAUGAUGGAACACCAAAGAAAAGUUCACCACCCGAACUUAUUUCGUUCACACAAAAGUCUGCAACAAAAAGUAAGGAUGGAAAGUCAGUGAGUGCCAAAGAAGCAUCAGAAUCGCCGCCAACUUUUAUAUCGUCUUCAGUCUCGAUAACGCCCACAACAAAUUCAUCAUCAUCGUCAUCAACAACGUCGACAUCUCAAAGUGGUGGAGCGAAUAAUGGAAAUGUCAUUGUUCUGCCUGAAACACUCACACCGCAAGAGAGAAAACAAUGCUCAAAAUCAUGGCGGCCAACAUUAAUACCAAUCACGAGUGGGUCAAGUGCGAUGCUAAAUGCUGGCGGACCUUUGUAUCAAACAGCUGACGGUCGAAAAUUGCCAGCUCUCGUUCAAGUUAUGUCAGGUGGCAAACCUUAUCAUAUUUCAAUAAAUGAUUACAAUCGAAUGUGCAUCAUUCGUCGUGAGAAGAUUCAACAUCAAUUGAAUCAAAAGUCAAAGCAACAAAACUCAACAUCAAGUGGAUCGCCAAAUGGUGGUGGAAAUACGUUCACAAAUAAAAGUUUAUCAAUCAUUCCUAUGCCCAAAGAUAAAGAAACAUUUAAGGCACCUGCACCAACGACAAGUCCUAAUAAUGCACGCAACAAAAUGGUUAACAUUCCAAAUGAAAUUCUUGAACAAAAUUCGUUAAUUCCAUUAAAUUCAACGAAUGAAUCAAAUGGAAAACGUCAACAGAAUGGAACUGGAAGUUUGCCACCAUUAACAUCUGUGAAGAAUUUAAAUAACUCAAACUUAAUGGCGAUGAAUCAAGCGAUUCUUGCACCUUCAGCAUUAUCAGACUUAUCAAAGACAGUGAAUUCAUUGCAACCGGCAGCUCAACUUGCUGCAUGGAAGGCACUUUGGAAUGAUAGUGAUAUGAAUACUGACAACAUUGCAACUCUUGCUACGUUUGCGAACUUAGCUAACUUGGGAUCAUUUGGAAAUGGAUCGUUCAUGGAUUCAGAUUUACUCUCUAAAAUACCGAAAUCAUUAACCGUCAUUCCUCAAGCAAAGAACGAUCGACGAUCUAGUGAUGAGCAAGGAAAACAUAACAGUGCCUCCACAUAAAUAUUUUCAGAUUAUCCGUGAAAUUAAUGAGAUUUGAUAGUUGAUGAAAGAUCCCUGAAAAUAAGACAGAAAAAUGUAUACUGAAGAUAGAAAUUUAAAUAUUUAAAAAUACUGAGAUCAACUUAAACAAAAAGAGAUAUCAAGUAACGUGAAAAGUGACCGUCACAAUCAAUUGUGACUUUGAUGAAUUGUAAAGUUCUAUUGAUAAAUUCUAUUUUUAUACGAUGAGUGGAUUUGAAUGUUAAUUUUACGAUGAAUUACAUUAUUUUUACAUAUAAACAAAGAUAUCAUAAAUAGGAUUAUCAUUAUUAUAAUUAUAAUUAUAAUUUCGGAUAGAAAUGCAGAGCAAUGGACUGAUUCAAUGGAAAAGCUAAAAACUGAAAAUGCAAGAUGGUCAAGAGAAAGAAAGCA
Clunio marinus is the source of this 5504-nucleotide messenger RNA. The record is from the annotation of a GenBank genome assembly. NCBI's taxonomy places the organism in Eukaryota, Metazoa, Arthropoda, Insecta, Diptera, Chironomidae.